AUGAUGUUCACCAAGACCAUUACUGCCAUCGCCUCUCUCGGCGCUCUGGCUUCGGCUCUUCCUGCUACCAUGCAACGCCGCGACGACAGCGCCGCUGGUGGUGUCGACAUCAUCAACAACAUGAACUCGACCGUCUACCUGUGGUCCGUCAGCAACACAGCCGAUUCUCCAAUGGUUACUCUCGCCCCCGGUGAGCAAUACUCCGAAGAAUGGCGCCUCAACCCUAAUGGUGGCGGCAUCUCUAUCAAGAUGUCCACCGCUCCGGACCACACUGAUAUCUUGCAAUACGAGUACACCCUCUCUGAUCCCACUAUCUUCUGGGAUCUUUCCUGCAUUGACAUGGCCGACAACUCUCCUUUCACCGCUGCCGGUUUCGCUGUUACCAACAAUAACACCGACAUCUGCCCUUCGGCCACUUGCAAGCCCGGCGACACCGCCUGCAAUGAAGCUUAUCUCAUCCCUACUGAUGACCACGCCACUCACGGUUGCCCUCAUACCGUGCGCAUGACAUUGAACCUUGGCCCUUCCCUCGCCGAGUAA
Molecule: messenger RNA, 540 nt
Organism: Talaromyces marneffei
Lineage: Eukaryota; Fungi; Ascomycota; Eurotiomycetes; Eurotiales; Trichocomaceae
Exons: 1
Coding region: 1-540 (179 amino acids)
Source: RefSeq, a predicted model, not a curated record